ACGCAGCAUUUCAUUCUGAUUUUGUAUUUUCUGUUUUUCUCCAUUUAGUUCUCGAAGGAUUCCUUCCUACUACUCUGCUUUCUCAAUCCUUCCUUUCUCCAUCACACGCGUAAUGGCAGCGGCGACAGCUUCUAAAAUGGAAAACCCUAACGAGCAUUCGGAUCUCAAUCCGGCGCCUGCCACCGCCGAAGAUGCCUCCUCAACUCAGCCACAGGCAUCUUCCGUUGGAGGCAGCGACGAAAUGAAGAGUAAAUCGGCGGUGAUAGCCGGCAGUGCUGACGACGGCGGUGCUGUUAGUGAUAUUGAGAAGAAGAUGAAGCGUGCCGAGCGGUUUGGAAUGCCACUGCAGUUGUCCGAGGAGGAGAAGCGCAAUUCUCGAGCUGAGAGGUUCGGCACUGUUUCUGCUGUCAGUGGAUUAGAUUCUUCCAAGCCAUCAGAGGAGUUGAAGAGGAAGGCUAGAGCUGAGAGGUUCGGGAUUGCGCAGCCUGACCCAUCUGACGAGGAAGCAAAGAAGAAGGCUAGACUUGCUAGGUUUGGUUCUUUCUCCAAAACUGAUGCACUGGAGGAAGAUAAAAAGAAGGCGAGGGCAAUCAGGUUUUCACAGCCGGAUUCUAGUCCAAAGGCAAAUGGGGAAGGGAAUAUAGAGAAUACAGCGAUUGCUUAUAAGGCUGGUGGAGGAACCUAAAUGAACAUUCAUCUUUGAUCAACAGAUGGUAGGUUAGAGAGCUGACUUCUUAUUUUCCUUCCGUUCACUCUGAUUGCUUGACAUGGAUUGGACGAACACCAACCUUUUUAUCUGACUUUCAGUUGAUGUACAAGAUUGUCUUGUUUUUCUAUUUAUAGGGUUAUGGUUUGCCUGGUGAGGCCUGAGCUAAUUAACAGCAACCCUCCUUAUUUUAAUAUGCAUGAAGCACUUUAUCAACCAACCAUAUCAAAAUACUGAAGUAAUGUCUGAAAAAGGUCUUGCAGAGUCUUGUGUAGGAUGUUCUCGCUGUGCUUUUGGGUGCUUUUUUUAGCCCUUACAUUCCAUUUUGUCAACUUGAUUUUGAUGUAGGUUGCCUGAAACUUCUUUGUAAUUAUCCUCAUCUGAUAGGCUGGUGAUCAUAAUGAAAUUGCCUGCACAAAAAAGUUGCAUUAUCUACUGAAAGUUUUAUAAUGUAGGAUAUUUGGUUAGUAUCAACUUUUGGCUCUCUCCUGUAUGAGACUGAUGAUAUCUUACAGUAUUAUAUUGCCUAGCCAGGUUAAUUCAGAAUGAUAUUGCGGUGUUGGUAUGUUUAUAUUUUUUGGUCAUUCAUAGAUUUGAUAGGAGUUUAUUGACGAACAACUCAUUAUUCACUAGGCGUGUAACAUCAUCCUACAGAUGCUUCACAUUCUUGCAUGUUAAGGAUUCAUGUUUUAUAUUUUGUUAGGGAUCUCUUUCCAAGCAAAGGGCAAAAAUGUGUUUCAUGUUUUCCUGGGUUAUAUGUUGUCCCAGUGAUUUGAGCUAAAAGGAGACAUAAGGCUUUGUGCAAAUAUUUCUGAAUAAGAUACUGCAAGGAUCUGAUGAAUUAUACAGAAAUACUAAUAAUUUCAAAUGGCUCAUUGAUCUUCACUGCUUGGAAUUUGUUUAUAUAAACUGCCACUUGCAUGCUUUCUAUGGCACUCGUGACUUGACUGAGUCAAUGGGCGGUUUCUGUUCUUUAGGAAAGAAAAAUACGAGUUCAUUUUGAGGCCUCCAGAGUGUUCAUCUUCCCUUAAUUUUCUUUAGCAGCAAAAAUGUUUGUAGUGGUUUCAGGGUUUGUGAUAUGGUUGGUCUUUUGAUAUAGAUUAAUGCGGAGGGAUUGUUUGUUUUCUAGUCAUGGUCUCACCAGGUGAAUCUCUAGGUUUCUUAUAUGUGCUCGAAGGAACUGAGAUACCGGCAAAAUACUUGCAAUCUUCUGCAAGUAUGUUAUGUUUUUCGAUUCUUGCUAGUUGGAGAUCUUGUAUCGACAUAUGUUAAUUUUUGUAAAGGCCAUUUUAUUUGGUACCCUUCUACUUUCAAAA
This is a messenger RNA of Sesamum indicum (sesame), 2022 nucleotides long. It is a transcript of the gene MOS11, whose product is annotated as Protein MODIFIER OF SNC1 11. The record is from RefSeq and is a predicted model, not a curated record. Gene Ontology annotation, cellular component: nucleus. Lineage: Eukaryota; Viridiplantae; Streptophyta; Magnoliopsida; Lamiales; Pedaliaceae. Gene Ontology annotation, biological process: poly(A)+ mRNA export from nucleus.